GUAUUUUGCAUCUCAUAGGAAUUGUGAGAGGUAAGAAAAGUUGGAAAUUGUCAAGUUUUUUGUUAAAAUUUGGCGUUUAGGAGGAAAAUUUUUGGUUGUGGUGCAAAAAAAGUGAUUUUGUGAUUAGUUGGUUGUUUUAAUGCCCUCAGAUGAUGGCCACAAUAACUCUGAACCCUAAGAAGAGCCCCACACUGCUGGAGAAUCCAUCCGGGAAUCAGUGGGUGAAGCUUAAUGUCGGGGGAACGUGCUUUCUCACCACAAAAACAACCCUGGCACGAGAUCCCAGCUCCUUCCUCUUCAGGCUCGUGCAGGAAGACAGUGAUUUGAUAUCGGACAAGGAUGAGACUGGCGCAUAUCUCAUUGAUAGAGAUCCUCGAUAUUUUGCCCCAGUUCUCAACUAUUUACGCCAUGGAAAGUUAGUCCUGGAUGGCUUAUCCGAGGAGGGUGUCCUGGAGGAGGCGGAGUUCUACAAUGUAACCCCCUUGAUUGGUCUCCUGCGCGAAAGUAUUUCCCGCAGAGACUCUCGACCUGCCUUAGACAAGAAGAAAGUCUACAGAGUUUUGCAAUGUCAGGAGAAUGAACUCACCCAGCUCGUGUCAACGAUGUCUGAUGGCUGGCGCUUUGAGCAAUUGGUGAAUAUUGGGACGCAGUACAACUAUGGGUCCGAAGAGAAUGCUGAGUUCCUCUGUGUGGUGUCCAAGGAGUGCAUCAGUCCGCUGGUUGGACGUGAACCAGAGUCGAAUGACCGGGCAAAGGUUCUGCAGCAGAAGGGUUCUCGAAUGUAAUACUCUCUCUCUAUUUCCAUCUCUGUUGUCACUUUUAUGCCUCAAACACCCACAGAGAAGAUGGGAAAGAAAACAAAUAGAACCUCUUCUGCAUUCAACAUUGUCUUGCCAAUGGGAUUAGGAUGAAGUUUAGAGCAUCGGCAAGGGAUGUUUUUUUUUCUUUUGGGGCAACAUCUCGCACAAUUGAGAAAGUAUAUAAAUAAUUCUUGAGGCGAUCGAUGGAGGAAAAAAAGAAAAACAUUUUUUAAUAAAUAUUAGCAUUUUUUGAGACAUUGCAAAUUGUUUUCUAAAACAUUUGCAGAGAAAAACCAUCUCACAGAGAAGAAACCCACAAGAAAAAAAAAGAAUAACAUUAAGUAUACAAGAAAUGUAUGAUUUUUAAAUUAAAUUAAAUUUCUAACUAAUAGCUAAGAAAACAGAAGAAAAAAAAAACGUAUUGAUUUUAAGGAUGUUUUUAGGAUAUAAAUUCCACCUAUAAUGCAAUGCACCGAAUGGAUAAAAUAUAUCAUCAGAUGAACUAGAUUUUAAAUUAAAAUUACAACAAAAGAAGAACAUGGAACAGAAUAUAUUCUGUUAUUAUAUUCUGCCAAACACAAUUCUUAUUUUAUAGAUCGCGAAAUAAUACUAGAAAAAAAUAACAAGAAUGGAUAAGUUUGUAAUUUUAAUUUCACGAUGAAAAUCGAUUUUGUAAAAAUAAAAAAAAAAUUGUACGUUACAAUAGAAAAAAAAUAUAUUACAAAAAUAGAAUUUA
Messenger RNA from Lutzomyia longipalpis, 1536 nucleotides. It is a transcript of the gene inc, whose product is annotated as BTB/POZ domain-containing protein KCTD5. Lineage: Eukaryota; Metazoa; Arthropoda; Insecta; Diptera; Psychodidae. The transcript has 3 exons. Gene Ontology annotation, cellular component: cytoplasm; Cul3-RING ubiquitin ligase complex. The record is from RefSeq and is a predicted model, not a curated record. Gene Ontology annotation, molecular function: cullin family protein binding. Gene Ontology annotation, biological process: proteasome-mediated ubiquitin-dependent protein catabolic process; protein homooligomerization. Bases 150 to 785 code for a protein of 211 amino acids.